AUGGCAAAGAAACAAAACUUUUCUUCUUAUUUUCUCCACUUAGCUAUAUGUGUUGUUGCCAUCAAUCCCGCAGAUGCAUAUGAGAGGAAAUUACCAGCUAUUUUCAUUUUUGGGGACUCUGCCAUUGAUAUUGGGACUAACAAUUUCUUAAACUCCUAUGCAAGGGCUAAUUUCCGUUAUAAUGGGAUUGAUUUUCCUCACUCAAAACCAACAGGAAGGUUCAGCAAUGGCUUCAAUAUUGGAGAUCAAUUAGCAAUGAGGUUUGGGUUUAAGAAGAGUCCACCAGCUUUUCUCUACCUUCUCAACCACACGUCAAUUGAUUUUAAGAAGAAGGUUCAGCGUGGUGUGAACUUUGCUUCUGCUGGGGCUGGCAUUCUUGAUGAAACCGGAUUCAAAGCUUGGAAUGCAGUAAUACCUCUGUCACAGCAAAUUCAACAAUUUAAAACAGUCAUGCGAAAUAUCACAGAGGUGAAAGGUCCGAAUGCAACUGCUAAGAUUAUCGCUAAAUCCUUGUACAUCUUUUGUGUCGGAGCUAACGAAUUCUUCGAUUAUAUGCGAAACAAAAGUACUGCACCUAAGGAACAGUUCGUCGCUUCCGUACUGUCUACAUACCAAGACCAUUUAAAGAAUGUGUACAACAUGGGUGCAAGAAAAUUUGGUAUUAUGGGAGUUCCACCGAUUGGUUGCUGUCCAUAUGCACGAGCUAUUAACGAAAAAGAAGGUGGUGGUGACGCAUGUAUGCAGCUGUUGAAUGAUUUUGCUCAGGCUUUCUAUAACUCAACUCUCAUUCUGUUACAAAGGAUGAGUUCAGAAUUGCCAGAACUCAAGUAUUCACUUGCAAACGUAUAUGAAAUGACUGCGGAUUUCAUUGACAACUAUGCUUUCUUUGGCUUCAAGGAUGUGAAGAAUGCAUGCUGUGGACUGGGGAAUUACAAUGGAGAGCUAGCAUGCUAUGAACCUAUCAGUCCCAAUCUUUGCCAGAAUCGGAGUGAGUACCUGUUUUGGGACUUGUAUCAUCCGUCUCAAGCUGCUGCUGCAUUGUUAGCUGAAAACCUAUUUCGUGGAGACUCUAGGUACUUAACUCCAAUGAAUUUUAGUCAGUUGGCUGAGGCUCAAGUCCACAUCUAG
Messenger RNA from Hevea brasiliensis (rubber tree), 1128 nucleotides. RefSeq names its product GDSL esterase/lipase At5g55050-like. The transcript has 5 exons. The coding region runs from base 1 to 1128 and encodes 375 amino acids. Gene Ontology annotation, molecular function: hydrolase activity, acting on ester bonds. The record is from RefSeq and is a predicted model, not a curated record. NCBI's taxonomy places the organism in Eukaryota, Viridiplantae, Streptophyta, Magnoliopsida, Malpighiales, Euphorbiaceae.